Messenger RNA from Nomascus leucogenys (northern white-cheeked gibbon), 2886 nucleotides. Lineage: Eukaryota; Metazoa; Chordata; Mammalia; Primates; Hylobatidae. The record is from RefSeq and is a predicted model, not a curated record.
CCUCAAGUCCUCCAUGGAUGGGAGCCUGGAGGAUGCAGUGAUGGGGGUUGUGGAAUGGAAAGGAGCGUGGGUAAUUGGGUUUGUGAGGACUGGGGCCAGGCAGAGGGAACUGGGGGCUUUUCCAGGACCACUGGGGAACACAGAGGCUGAGAAGGGGAGUGUGGGACGGAUUCGAGCUGGGGAGGACCUCGGCCUCGCCAGGCUCUAAGGAGAGUCAGAGCUCACCACCUAGGGCGCUGGGACCACACGAUGUCAUGCCUGGGAGACUGAAGGGCUAGGACCGAUUCUGAGAAAAUGUGGACUGGAGAUGGGGAUUCCAGGUUCUCCCGGGAGUCCAGGCGAGGGAGUUCCGGCUUCGGGGAAUCCCAAGAGCUAGACUGGGAAGGGGCUGGUGCCCAGGAUUAUGAGAAAUCCAGACUCCCCUGGGGUGUGAAAAAGGGCCGGGGUCCGGCUGAGGGAGCGCGAGUCUGAAAGAGUUCAGGCUCCCUUGCGGGUCCGGGAGUCUAACGAAGGCUCUGGGCACCCAGGCCGCACCUGAAGAACACCAACAACUGCGCGGUCCGCGGCGCGGGUAGGAGAUAUGCGGAUGAACCCCUACGCCGAUUACUUAGCGGCGGCCCUAUCGAGCGGGUGGUUCGAGCCCGAGGUGGCGCCGGUUCUGUAAAUCGUGGAGGAUCUCAGGUCCCCUGUGACCGAGGGCGUAGUCAGCUGUGUCAUGGCGGCUUCCCUGUUGGAGAAACAGUUGGAAACUGGAGGCCGAUUGGGAGCCAUGGUCGUUGGGCGCGCGGAGGCCGGUUGGAAGCCAUGGUCGUUGGACGCGCGGAGGCCGGUUGCGAGCCAUGCUCGUUGGGAGCGCGCAGACCAGGAGUUAGUUCCUGGGCGGAACCUGGAGCCCCGCGCGGCGCGUUGCCUAGGAGACGCAUAAGGGGGCGGGGCCGGGGAGGGAGUGUCGCACAUGCGCACAGAGUCCGGGCGGCUAUGGAAGCAGUGAGAUUGUCUCUCGGCUGCAGCCCUGGUGGGACCUGGCCCGUUGCCAUAGAGAUGGGCAGGGCUGGAUGGAGUGGGGUGCGGUGAGCUGAGCUGACCCUGCUUCGCCACGGGAACUGCAGUGACCCCGGCUUGCCGGCAGGGCGGGUAACUGGUUGAGCCAGGGUGGGGCUGCUCAGGGACGUGGAACCGAGGCCAGGAUUUCUCUGAAGAUCCGGCACAGGCUAUUCCUUUCUACGACGAGCCCAUUGCUAUGGAAACCAAAGCGUUAGGCCAGCGGGGAUUGAGGCUGCCGGAUCUUGACUGGUCUCUCUCCGGAAGAACCUUGCCUAAGGCUUCCCGAAGCGGCUACUUCCUGAACGAACCCGCCCACCUGUCUGAGGGAGAGAGGUAAGACCCUGGGGGUCUUGACAACAAGCAGGCGAAGAAGCCUAUUCCAAUGCCAGCUCCACCGGGAAACCUACCCGGCCCACCCCUAGAAGUGGUGCUUCGCUCUCGUUAACUCUUGGACUCUCUUCCACGUUUAUAACUUAGUAUUUCACGAACGCCCCGCGGUGUUUGUUCAUUUUUCCCACACAUAAUGGACCAUAAAGAUCGGCUUCCUUGCUUUAUGACUCGUUCUGAACAAGUCCUUUUCCUCGCUGUGUCUCACUUUCCUCUUUUGUAAAACGGAAAUAUUAACUCUAGACGCCGGUCUGAUUUGGUUGCUUUGAAGAUCGAACCAGAUGAGGGAAGCCAAAGACUUCAUAGGCUGUAAAGGAAGCUGAACUGCUACCGAGUUGCUAUUUUUUUCUCCUCCUCCUUCUCCUUCAAGCUAAAUGUUCUUUAGAUCUCUUGUGAUUUCUUCAGGCGGUCUUUGCGACUCCCUAGGCUCCGACCUGGAAGAAAUCUUUUUUACACUUCCCUUUCACAGAGCCCUGCAUUUUAACUUCCCUAUCAGAAGCAAGAAAAAUGGUUAUCAUUUUUAGAGGGCUUACACUGUGCCAAGUCCUGAGAAAACUCUUUACGUGGAUUAUCUCGUUUAAUUUCACAACAUCCUUUUAAGUUUUCCAUGGACACAGCCUAGCAGAAAGACACAGCCUUCAUGCUUCGCUGACUGCUGACCGCUGACCCGCCGCCUUGAUGACAGCACCCUCGUGUGCCUUCCCAGUUCAGUUCCGGCAGCCCUCAGUCAGCGGCCUCUCACAGAUAACCAAAAGCCUGUAUAUCAGCAAUGGUGUGGCCGCCAACAACAAGCUCAUGCUGUCUAGCAACCAGAUCACCAUGGUCAUCAAUGUCUCAGUGGAGGUAGUGAACACCUUGUAUGAGGAUAUCCAGUACCUGCAGGUACCUGUGGCUGACGCCCCUAACUCACGUCUCUGUGACUUCUUUGACUCUAUUGCUGACCACAUCCACAGCGUGGAGAUGAAGCAGGGCCGUACUUUGCUGCACUGCGCUGCUGGUGUGAGCCGCUCAGCUGCCCUGUGCCUUGCCUACCUCAUGAAGUACCACGCCAUGUCCCUGCUGGACGCCCACACGUGGACCAAGUCAUGCCGGCCCAUCAUCCGACCCAACAGCGGCUUUUGGGAGCAGCUCAUCCACUAUGAGUUCCAGUUGUUUGGCAAGAACACUGUGCACAUGGUCAGUUCCCCAAUGGGAAUGAUCCCUGACAUCUAUGAGAAGGAAGUCCGUUUGAUGAUUCCACUGUGAGCCAUCCCACCAGCCCCUGCAUUGGAGUCAGAGGUACAGAUCUAUUGUUGAUCCUACAUCAAGAUCCAAACUUGAACAUUCUACUUUUGUUGAUACAGAAAAAAACAGAUGAUGCCUUUUAUAAGCACAAGAAAAAAGAGUUGCUGUAGCUUUUAACUUUAUAAUCCAUUUUUUUUUUAAGAUUAAACUCACUAAUUGUGAGAUGGUGAA